This is a messenger RNA of Biomphalaria glabrata, 1997 nucleotides long. Its product is annotated as zinc metalloproteinase nas-13-like. Gene Ontology annotation, molecular function: zinc ion binding; metalloendopeptidase activity. The record is from RefSeq and is a predicted model, not a curated record. The transcript is spliced from 3 exons. The coding region runs from base 438 to 1697 and encodes 419 amino acids. NCBI's taxonomy places the organism in Eukaryota, Metazoa, Mollusca, Gastropoda, Planorbidae. Gene Ontology annotation, biological process: proteolysis.
AACUAGGAAUUUUCAAUCAUAAAAUUAAUGUGCACUAUUGUGUUUUUGAAAAUGAAAAAACAAAAUUUUCCGCUGGACUUUGAAUCAUGUUUCGGGCGGGAUCAAUUUUUUUAUAUUGCGACCUGUUUGGUUCACAUUAGCGAAACGUAAGACCUUUUUUUUCUGGAAACGCCCCAACAUGCUUUAGGAAUGAUGGAUUUAAUGUUGCUUCAAUUAAUUUCUUACUUGGAUGUCUGGAUAUAUCAAAGAGUGGAGUAAACAAAACGGAACUUAUCUAAGCAAUGAUGACCAUGAAAUUGAACUAAUUUGACAUGCAGCCAAAGUAAUAAGGACAGGAGAAGCUUAGAGUGUAAUAAAAUACACUUACCUGACUGUUUGACAUUGAAUAGAGCUAUGUCCAGAGUCAGAGCCAAGUACAAGUCUAUCUGACCGUCAAGAUGAUUUGUCUUUACUUAGAACUUAUGCUAUUAUUGGUCAACCUAGAAGGUGUUAUAUCCAACCUGACUAUUGACCAGAUCAUCAGUAGUGUUGCCAAUUCAAGGCCAGGCCACCGAGGGGCGAGUCCUCAUUCCUCGGUAAUGAUCUACGAGAUGGAUAUAGUGCUUACUUCUGACCAGUAUCGUUACAUCAAGACUAACAGCGACAGAACGCCGCCAGUUGCCGGAAAAUCCCAAAGGAAGAAACGCAAAGCUCUCAAGACACCAGUGUUUCGCUGGCCCAACAAGAUAAUUCCUUAUAAAAUGUUGCCUAUCUUUACCUUGGAAGACGAGCAGGUCAUCAAGGAUUCAAUGGAGGAAUGGGAAACGUAUACCUGCGUCAGGUUCAGAAAGGCAUCAAACGAGGAUGUUAACUUCCUCGUCAUCGGCAGCGGCGACGGCUGCUAUUCGUACAUCGGAAUGAACGGCGGCGCCCAGUUUCUGAGCCUGGCGCCAGGGUGUGUGCUUAAGCCUAUCGUGGUGCACGAGCUCGGUCACGCCGUGGGGUUCUUCCACGAGCAGAGCCGCCCUGACCGCGACGACUACAUCACCAUCGUCACGGAGAACGUGGAGUCGAACAAGCUGAGCAACUUCGAAAAGAUUCCUCUAUCAAGCGUGGACACGUUCAGAGUCCCAUACGACUACACCAGCGUUAUGCACUACGGGAGUACGUACUUCUCCAAAAAUGGGCUCACCACCAUCAGAACCAAAAACCCCAGCUUUCAGGACGUCAUUGGAAACAGCAAAGGUCUGAGCUUCAUGGAUAUCAAGUUAGCAAACUUAAUGUACACAUGCCAGGAAGGCUGUCCGUUUGUCAAAUGCCCGGAGCAAGGGUUUAUUGGCCAAGAUUGCAACUGCUGGUGUCCUGGAGAUUCGUCCACGGUGGUCACGAGAUGUGAAGCAUCAAAAGGGAUUUCUCGAGUGUCAUCAACCCCUGAGGUCAUAAGACCAAGAACCCCGAACCCAAUCCUUCCAGAACCGACGCCUGAACCAGCUUGCUUGGAUGCAGAUGAAACAUGUCAGUAUUAUUCGAAGCUCAGACUUUGUCAGACCAGGUACGAUGUUAGAGCCUCGUGUCCAGUUUCUUGUGGCUCGUGUCCAGAAAUGUGUCGCGAUAGACUUUUACAGUGUGAGGAACUAAGAUACUUUGGCUACUGUGAGAUUCUACAAGACUACAUGGCAUACAGCUGUCCACUCACGUGCAAUCUAUGCUAUCUAUAAUAAUAGCUCUGAAAAAUUUGAAGAUAAUUCAAUUCAGAAUAAAAAUAUUUAUAAAAAAAAAAGCUUAUCUAAUUUAAAGAACUCCGUACUUAAAACUGUAUAUCUCAAUAAUGUGGAAGUUAUUUCCCUUAUUUGAUAUAAAAUAUUACCAAUAAUUAAUUGAUUAAUUGGUAAGACUUCCCAUCGAAUGCCCCUAGUUUUUCAGUCAAUUAUUUGGCAGCUGUCUAUCCGCACGUAUGAUGACGCACUGACGUGACCUCGCCGGCGCGCGCGCGCUCUCCCAGUCACUGUCCCUCUCUC